Messenger RNA from Strigops habroptila (Kakapo), 5900 nucleotides. It is a transcript of the gene TBC1D2, whose product is annotated as TBC1 domain family member 2. The transcript has 14 exons. The record is from RefSeq and is a predicted model, not a curated record. Bases 377 to 3166 code for a protein of 929 amino acids. NCBI's taxonomy places the organism in Eukaryota, Metazoa, Chordata, Aves, Psittaciformes, Psittacidae.
GGGGGGGGACUGCCUUGUGCUGCUCGCACCGGCAGAUCCAGAAAGGGCUGUGCAGGGUUCGUCUUUUCGUUGUUGAGCCAGUGUCGGAGCUGCUUCCAGCUACAUCUCUGUUCCAGACAGUUCCCAGGCGGCGGCUGAACGGAAGGAAACUUGAAGAAGACCCUCUGCUGUUGCUGUUGGGUUUGUUUUGGAGGCUGCUCCGUGGUGCCUGCAGCAGUAGCUGUACGCCAACAGACGGUGACUUCAGGGCAUCUCUCUGCUGUUAAGAAGAUUCUAUAACAAUUAUGUGGACCUGAGUAGUUCGGGAUCUGCUGUUACUUAUUUACUCAGAGAAUUUCCUGUUUCAAUACAAUUCUGAGUCUACUUCCUGAAAGAGAUGAAAAAAGGACUGGAAAGUGGAGCUUGUUCCCUUACCACUCCAGGCAAUUUAGUGGAGUCAAAUCCAGACAGUAAGAGCAGCAAUGGAGCCUCAGCGAAAGACAUGCUUUCCUCUUCUGGAGAACUGGAAAACGUACAGCUGAAGCCCAGCAGAGAAGCACCCAGAAAAAAACUCUGUGGCUAUUUAAACAAGCUGGGCAUCAAGGGGCCAAUCAAGACCUGGAAGUCUCGCUGGUUCUUUUACGAUGAAAACAAGUGUCAUUUACUAUACUACAGAACUGCACAGGAUGUCAACCCUUUGGGAUCUAUUGAUCUCUCCAGUGCCAGUUUUGACUGCAAGGUGGAAAAUGGGGAAGGGGUUUUUGAGAUCAGAACACCAAGCAGAGUUUUUACUUUGAAGGCAAUCAGCAAUCAGGCAAUGAUGUACUGGCUGCAGCAGCUACAAAUGAGACGUUGGGAAUUUUGCAACGCUCAGAGCAGAUUUCCUGUGGGCAGCUCCCAGUUUCUGAAUGAACCUCUGGCUGGCAGAACAAAUGUUGUUGACAAUGAAGACUUCCUGCCUCUGGUGAAAACGCCAACAGAAGCAGUGGGUUUAAAGGCAGCAUCUUUGCCUGCACCCCAAACAUCUACUGCUUUGCAGAACAUUUCCCUUAAGCACCCUUGGACAGAGAUACAAAACACUGUCUACAAUAUCUGUGGCUCGAAGCAGCUGUGGGGGAACAAUGGGAAUGUCUUUACCUUCAGUGAAUUCCAGGAGCACCCUGGGAACCCGGAUGAGGAGCAAGAGGCAGAAGUGGAGGCAGGGUGUGCAGUUAAGGAGGGGACCCUUGAGGAUGGAAGAAUAGAGCCCAGGCUGAACUGGGUUAGGAAAGCCAGGUGGAUGAACAGUGGCUUCCCAGGUUUUCCUGAAGAACUGACCAGGGAGAGGAACCCAAUGGAUAAAGUGAGUGUCCUACAGCAACAGACUCUGACACUCACAGAGGAAGUCAAGUCACAGAAGGAGCUGGUUAAACUUCUCCACAAAGCUCUGGAGGCAGCCCAGCAAGAGAAGCGAGUGUCUAGCAUGUAUCUCACUGCAGCAGAAGACAAGGACAGGCUGGAGCUGGUGCGCCACAAAGUGAGACAAAUUGCAGAUCUCACCAGUCGACUGGAAGCUCUUGAGCAAGAAAAGAAGGAACUGGAGCAGAUAUUGACUCUGAGAGACAGCCAUAUCAAAGAACUCAAGGAGCAUGUGCAGCUCCUGAUGGAGAAGAACCAUGCCAAACAGGAAGUCAUCAUGGCCUUGACAGAGCAGAUGGCCCAAGAGCAAUCUGACCCCCUGCAAGAAGCCAACACUAUCACUGUGGAGACAUUGUAUAAGCAGCAGGAGGAGAUUGAGCACCUGAAGGAUGAUAUUGAGGCAUACAAAACCCAGAACCAGUUUCUCAACUCGGAGAUCCACCAGGUUACUCGACUCUGGACAAGUGUUGCUGAGAAUGAAAAAGCCCUUCUGAUGAAGUGUGCCUGCCUGCAAGCCCAAAACUGCCAGAUGGAGAGCAAAUACCUGACAGUGUUGCGGAAGCUGCAGGAGGCUGUGCCUGGCCUGCCCAGCUCCCAUGCUGAGUUGGUGAGGAACCUCAUCCAGGAAGCGCUCCAGUGGGAUGUGAAGGAAAAAGCAGAAGAAGGUUUUAACCUGAACCCUGUAAGUGAGUACGACGAGUAUGGGUUUAUGACUGUACCUGAGUAUGAAGUUGAGGACUGGAAACUUCUGGCCAAAAUCCAAGCCCUGGAGAUAAAGUCCAACAACCUGCGGAGCCAGGAAGUAGUGGAGAAGCCCCUCCGUGACAGGUGGAACAGUGUUGGAGAGCUAAGCCCCUCUGCAGAGCUGAAGAGCCUGAUCCGAAGCGGUAUUCCAGUGGAGCACCGGCAGCGGGUCUGGAGGUGGAUUGUCAGCUGGCGCUGUGGCCAUCGGUCUGACCUCUACCUGCGGCUGCUACGGCAGAGCAAGAGCACCGAGCACCCUGCCUGCCGGCAGAUCGAGCUUGACCUGCCCCGCACACUGACCAACAACAAACAUUUUUCCUCUCCCACCUCCCAGCUCAUUCCCAAGCUCCGGAGGGUGUUGCUGGCAUUCUCCUGGCACAAUCCUGCCAUUGGAUACUGCCAGGGACUGAACAGGUUGGCAGCUGUUGCCCUACUGGUCCUGGAAGAUGAGGAAAGUGCCUUCUGGUGCCUAGUCCAUAUUGUGGAGAACCUAAUGCCAGCAGACUACUACAGUGACACGCUGAUAACGUCACAGGUAGAUCAGAGAGUCUUCAAAGACUUCCUGUCAGAGAAGCUGCCUCGCCUCAUGGCUCAUUUUGAGCAUUAUCGGAUUGAUGUCUCACUCAUCACUUUCAACUGGUUUCUGGUGGCCUUUGUGGACAGCCUGGUCAGCGACAUCCUCCUGCGAGUGUGGGAUGCCUUCUUGUAUGAGGGAACUAAGGUGAUUUUCCGCUAUGCUCUUGCAAUUUUUAAAUACAACGAGGAGGAAAUCCUAAGAAUUCAUGACAGUGUAGAGAUCUACCAGUACCUCCGCUUUUUCACGAGAAUGAUCACGGAUGGCAGGAAGCUGAUGAACAUUGCCUUCAAUGACUUAAACCCCUUCCCCAUGAAACUGCUGAAGAACCGCCGGUUAAUGCACAGGGAAGAGCUGGAGGCAGAGCUGUGUGAACUGGAACAGAUCAAGGCAGCCUAUGUAAAAGAGAGAGCAGAGCAGGGGCCUCAGGACCUGAAGGAGGUGGUCAGUGAAGAGGAAGAAGAGAUUUAACAAGAAUAUAGUUCCUUAUCACUUCCCUCUCGCCUUGCAGAAGGUCUUCAGUAGCAACUGUCUGUAAGAGAUGGAGCAGAGGGGGAAAGGUGAUCACAGCAGGAGUUCAUCUGCCUCAGGAAGCAAGGCUGUAAGUAUAUAGGACCAUUUGGGGGACCAUAUAGGACCAAGCUUUGUAAAUAACUGGGAGGUGUCAAGGGCAUUUUACUCUCUGUUAAACUUUUCCUCAUUCAGCCUACCCUCUCUUGUGCAGUUCAGGAUUACAGCUGAUGGUCCAUAGGAAAUACCAGUUGUGGUACCAUGACAGAAGUUGAUACGGUCCAAAAGACCCAGCCAGGCAGGGCUUUUCUACCUUUUCCAAUGGAGGCUUGAAAGAUAUCUUUAUGUACGAGUGAAGUCACCAGACAGAAAUAGUGAACUGAGAGCAUUCCCUCAUUGGUACCUAAAGCUUCUGAAUUGGUCAGGAAGGAAACCUGCUCUGUGAAGGCAUGGUGCCUUCAGUGGCUAGCCUGCCAGGAGAGCGUUUUGUUUAACAUUGCGGUUCCUGAGUCAAGACACUGUCUCCAGAUGGGAGUUGGGCCCGAGGAAGUCCUGGGAGCUGGAGGGCAUUUUUCCCUGGGGCUUGGGCUGGAACAGGUGAGAGUGAAAUUGUGUCUAGUUUAUUUUGUUUCCUCUGGUUGGCCAUGGGAGCACAAGGUGUGUCUGCCUGCCUGGCUGAGAAAUGCUGGGAGCUACCUUUACUCUUUGUUUAGCUCUGAUCAGAGCCAUCUAUGGGUUGGCCUGACCCUGGCAGCACUGUGCCUUCCAAAGGUGGGUUUGCUCCAUAGAAAAGCUUUCAUCUCAGAAUGAAACCAGCCGCAGCCUGUCUGGUCUUCUGAUCACACUUGGCCAGGAUGAGUGUGUGGCCAUCUCCCCCUGCCUCACAGUUUUGCUCUUCCUGUGCUGGGUUUCUGUGUAGACAUUCCUGUGACUCCCAUUCAUAAUGGGAAGGAGGAGGUCGUUUCUGUAGGAGUUUCCAGUAUUGAAGGAAUAUGGAAUAUGGCCCUCUGCAUGUGAACCUACAAACCAUUUGGACUAGUUCACAAAAGAUGGCUUGAUGUUCUCUAGACCGAACCAAGGAGCUGGCCUUAUGGGUCUAACACACGGAAAUGCCCUGCCUACCUCUGGGAAUGGGGUCUGAUAGCCUUCUCCCCUGCCUCCCAGCAUCAGCCAUCGCCUGGACUGUGCAGGUCCAUCUGUCACAGAUCCAGGACAGGCCAAGUGCUUUAGAUGAAAACAACUUGUUUUCCCUAACACAGUGCUAGAACUGCCCUGCUUUCCUGGUGAGCAAUGCUUUACUCCAGGUGUGCCUGCAGUCUUGGCAUUUUCGGCAUGCAGCAGACCCUGCUGUAAGGGGGGCUCUGCUCUAUGUUUUCAGACUGACCUUGAACUGAAGCCCAUUCAGUGGACGAUGCCUCCUUUAAACCUCUUGUGAUAUGAAGCUGUCCGUGCUUGCAGAGGAAGGGAAAGGAAGCAUUCAUAGCCCAUACUGUUCUCAGCCAGGUGGGCUGUAGGCAGGAUCACAGACUGUAGUGGAAACAGCACCAGCUUCUAUUCACCUGAGACACGUGGUCUGCUUGGGCACACCUGGACAAAUCAGCCAGUUUCAAAGCAUUACUAAAGUCUGAGUUGGGAGAGAGCUAUGGAGGCCAACCACACGGCAUGGAAGUAACCAAAGUGGAUAUUAGAUUUUAGGAAGAGUAGCUAGAUGGGCAAGAGUGAGGUAGAGAUCCCCUGUAUGUCACUGACAGCUGCCCACACUGGAAGUGUGGGACAAGAAGAAAAUGUUACUGGGGUCUUACCACAGUAUCUCUAGUAAGAAAGCACUGGUUUUAAAAUGAUGCCACCUACCUAGAGAAGCUCAAAAGGCAGAAGGUAUUUCUUUGCAAAUGAUAUUGCUGAUCUAAUUUACUCAUACUGUUAGGUGCAUGGGCACACACAAAUACAGAACUUCGCUACUGUAAUGGACUUUUGAAAGGCAUUAUCUUUUAAAUCAAGACUGUGGAAAUUAGAAAUAUACUUAACAAUCGUAUCUUUCGUUGAGCCUUUUGCAGUAGUUCAAAAUUAUUUUCUUCCAUCCUGACACUGUUUUUUAAAAAAGGCAUUUGAAACAUGUAUUAUGACACAUGUAAACAUGUAUUAUAACCAUAGCCUCGUGUAUGUCUACAGUAUAUAAAUAAACAUUGGUCUAUGGGGUAUAUAAUGACCCAUUAAAAAAUAAAAUCUUCUGAAGAAGACAUAAGGACCAAGCUAUUGUCCCUGAUGGGAAAUUCUGAAAAUAAUUUUUAAUUGAAAUCAGAAGGGAAAAUACAUCUCAGUGUUGUUAGAAGUUUCUCUUCUGUUGUAUCUUCUCCAGCUCUUGGUUUUGCUCCACUUGUGUAUUACUGAGGGCCUUUUCUUCUGGUCAUUCUGCCAACCAGUCAUUGUGGUUGUUCUUUACUAAAAUGUGGUGGAUGCAGUAAUAUCUGUCAGGCCCGUGCAGACCUGUACAUCGGGGCCAAGCUAGAAUUCCUCAUUGGCCUUCCUCCCCUUGGGUUCCACAAACUUUAGGGCUACUGAAAAGCACUGAAUUCAUGUCACAAGAUGCCACCUGGGCCCAGAGGUUAGCUUAGCCCUGCACAAGUCCCUCAAGCCUCUGCAAGAGCUGCAGUAUCAGCCCGUGCCAGGGGUGCUCUAAACUGAGGUUACCCCUGCA